Messenger RNA from Biomphalaria glabrata, 4593 nucleotides. RefSeq lists its product as uncharacterized. NCBI's taxonomy places the organism in Eukaryota, Metazoa, Mollusca, Gastropoda, Planorbidae. The record is from RefSeq and is a predicted model, not a curated record. The transcript is spliced from 4 exons. The coding region runs from base 795 to 1817 and encodes 340 amino acids.
GAAACAAUUCUCGUUGAUUUCAAACCACGUGUUGACACAAAACAACAGCUACUCUCCACUGAAGGAAAUAAACUUCUUUGAUGUUUCACACGGAGUGGAGAGUGCACAUCGAAAUGAUUUAAAUCCGGGAACAGACCUUCUUUCGAGGUGACCUGCUGUUAUGGAGUGUGUGUGUGUUUCUAAGGUGACGGUGAGAAGAAGUUAGCGAUUGGUUGGUGGCUAUGCAGUGAAAAUGAUGAUGAAAAUGAGCUGAUAUGGCGUAAUGCAGGUGUUGAACUUUGAAAGGAACUACGCAUACUAAGAGUUGCGAUGACAUGGAGGCCAAUACGAGGAAAGCGCAAGCAGGGAAGUCCUCGUAUAACUUGGCGCCACACUUUCAUGGAGGACCUCAGAAGAGUGGACACCAGGUGGGAGGAGGCUUCAGACAUUGACAGUGACAGAUCUUUGUGGAGACAGCUUGCCGCCCAAUGCGCCGAACGGCGCGGGAGGACCUCAGUAAUUAAAUUGUUGAAGUCUUCAGAGCGAUACAGAGCGUGACCUGCUGUGUAGUGUUAGACACACCUUGUGAAAACACGUGGGAUAUCAUACCAUACUUGACCUACGUCAGUGAAGAUUCGUACUGAGUCGAGAGGUUCAUACUAUCUGACUUCUACUUAGUUUCAGCUGCAAGCUAAGCUGUUUUGUUUUCAUUAUUUGGAUUCAUUCUUUCUUCAUUGUGGAAUCUGAACAAUUAAUAGUUAAAAGUUCAAACGUUUUAGUAUUAAUGUGGUGCGGAAGUUCAGAUUGAAAGAAAAAUGAAAAAUUACCAUUCUUUACUAAUUGGCUUCAUGAAGUUGGACGGCUGGCCGCGAAGUGGACUUAGUGAUCGUAGCGCCGGUCAAGCUAGUCUGGCUCACUUGCCCGUGCCCCCUUCAACUGGUCACAAGUGUCACGUAAUUACAGAGGAGUCAUCUCACGAGGUGGAAGUGGACAAUAUCAAUGAAAUGCUUGUGGACAACAGUCGAAUGGACAGCGUAGUGAAAAAUAAACUUUGCCGAAUGGACAAUUGUGAACACGGGGAAGAAGAAGAUUCGAACCGAUUCGAAGUGAACUUAAAUAAUGCUAGUGUUGGGAGCAGGUUCUGGAACACUAAUGAACUUCUUAAAACUUGCAGUUAUUUGCCAUCAGAUCGUAAUUAUUAUGUCAACCAACAUAAUAAAAAAUAUGACUCUAAAUGGAACCACGAUAGCUCAGAAAUAAAAUCAGGGCUUCUGGUCAUGAUUCAGUCUCAGAACAACUUCCAGGACUCUAGCACAUCGACGUACACCUCACACGUGUGCACCCCCAAUAAGACGCCUCCCUGCCUACGAUGCCCGGUCCUUGUUCAAAUUCACCAGAAAAGCUUUGAACGGUAUGCCAUCGUCACGCGCGCUGGUCACCAGGCCUCUGCUCCUUCCCUUUACUUAAAGCUGAAAAAGAGCAGAGUGACCGCAUCCAAUUCCAACCCAUGUCAGUUCAUCGUCACAUUCGACAACGCCGAUGGCCACUCCUACAGGUUUGAGGCCAGCACCAAAAAGAGCGCGGAAGAAUGGAUCAAGGCAUUCACCAACAGCGUUCACAAUUUCCCAAUCAAAAGCAAAAGGAGCCAGGACGUUUUUCACAGCCUCGAAAUACUGCCGGAAUCUCCAGUGGAGUACGAGGAGCCGGUGGUCACGGCUCACAGCGUGUGCACCACGUCACGGUCGCCUAAAAAGAGGUUGACGCGGCAGAGUUCGUUGACCUCUAAAGCCAUGCCGACACUGUCAGAAUCUAUAGACGAGGACGACUCCCAGUGCUGAAUUUGUGUGAUUUACUCUCCUUCCUCCCUCAAAUUAUUACCAAUUCAGACACAAUUUAGCCCUUAAAGCAACAUUACAACGUAUGCACUACAAUUAUGGAAUACACUGACGAAAUUACGAAGGAAAUACCAGCACUAUUGUAUUCAUCCAGUUUCUAUCCUCAGGCUACAAGAGAGCAUCCACUGAUCAUUAUUGUCAAUAAGCUCAUAGAAAAGUGAGUGAAUUAAAAACAAAACUCAAGACAAAAAAUAUAAAAAAAAAACGUUUAUGAUUAUUUCAUCACGCUGCUAAGCUAGCAAUCGUUGUGCAAUAGUGGAAAACAGUACUUGUAGAGAAAAGAACGGAAUUGAUUUUUUCCCCACCAUCUUCCUGUGACUUGUUUCAUAACUAUUGAUUCAGGGAGUGUUUACACAAACUGGAAGAAGAAUGUUAUGGAUUGUCGUUUUAUUUUUCAUGCACUGUAACUGAAGACUGUUAUUGUUAUUGCUCAAGAGCCCACACAGAUUCCAUGUUUUUUUUUUUAAUUACAGGAGUGUACUGUUUCCCCUCUAACCUGGUAGCAUCCAAUUAAAAUUUUUGAUUUUUUGAAAAUCCGUUUUGUUUCGAUGUAGAAUUAUAUAGACUUGCCUUCAAUUUAAAUCUACUGUCUUUUAAAAUAAGUAAAGAUUUUAAAGAAACAAGAAGCCGUUAGCCUUAGGUGAAUUAAACAUUGACGAUCCCUACGUCCUAUAUCAUGCAUACAUUAAAAAAAAUAUAUAGGGCCUAUAAUUUCAAAUUAUAACCUUCCCACAUUGUUGAGUUUGUAAUUUUGUUUAAAUUUGGAAAUAUGAACACAUUGUGUCAAGAUCUGUGUGAUUUUGAGUCACUUGAAAAUAAUCUUCCUGAAAAAACAAACGAUCUCUUUGAAAACCUCCUAGCUAUCUACGUCAUCCAAUAAAGAAAUCGCAGGGACAGGAAGCAAUAGUGUCAUAAAGAUACAUUGCAACGUAAAUGGGUGAUGAGGAUUAGGGUGUAGAAUUAAUGUUCUCUAGCAGAAACUGGUGCCCCUUCCUUUGAGACACUGAGUGACUGAAACUCAAGACCCAUGCUUUCUUUGAGCUUCAUUACUUCGCCACUGUUUUGAUUACCUGUUGUUUUUUUUUUAGUUCUACUUAACACCUAUUGUUUUUCGUACAUGGCGGCAAACCUAAAAAUAGCAAGCUUUUUGGUGUAUCCGGUGUACACAAUACAAGUGUGGAUCAAGCUGUUUUUAAAACGUUGCAUGAUAUUUUUUGUGUGCACAUUUUAGCUCUGUAGAAUCAAAAGUUUUGCUAAGCUCUUCUGUUUGUGACUUUCAUUAAAAGGACAAUUUCGAAUUUCAACUUAACGUCCUUGACAUUGUGUAGUUUAUCGUGAAUAUUUCCAAAACACGUGUUUGUAUGUGGGCAGCAUACAGAUAUUUCCAAAACACGUGUUUGUAUGUGGGCAGCAUACAGAUAUUUCCAUUCUAAGUCUAAACUUAGGACUAAAACCUACUUUUUUUCUAUUUGUCUCUUCGCUUUCUUUUUAAAUUAGGCUUGACAUUUGUAACCACGGCCGCCUCCUUUCCCUGCUGUCCUGUUUGGGCUAGGAGAUAAUAUUGACAUGUCCUUAGGUACGUCUGAAACCUGUCUAGGUCAAGUCUUACAUUUUUAAUCUUCUUUUGAAAUCAGCUCCAUACUAUUAAAAUCUUUUUUUUUUCAGAAUUGUUUUUUUUUUUUUAAAAAAAAGCUUCAACAAAGUAUAUAAUGAAAUAGUUUGACCCACUUUGUAUGUAUAAAAAAUAGUCUAGUCGAUUGAUGAUGUGCUUCCAUAUUUUGGUCCAGGCAGUAUCCAUUUAUGUAUAAAUUUCCUUUUAAAAGAACCCUGAUAUUUCCACAAACAUUCUUAAAAUUGUUACAGUUGUUUAUUUAAAUUUCGUUCAUUUCAGUUGUUGAUGUACAUACAGAGAGUGCUUUUGCUAAUCAUUGAAGCCAUAUCUUAUUCAUUUAAACGUACAUUUUAAAGGUAGAAUAACAGUAACACCGAAUUAUUUACUCGGUCUAGUUUUUUCUUAUCUUUGGAAGGAAAUGGGUCAACCAGAUAAGUUAAUUAGUAACAUUGUUUAACUGUGUUUACCAAAUGAAUGAUAUAUUUUCUUAGAGGCUGAUGAAGGAGAGGGUGAGAAAGAAAAAAAAAGGUGAAAGUUUAUAGAAGUCAAUUUAUUUGUGGAAAACAAAAAGUUUACAUUCCAAUAUUUUAAGCCACAAUACCUGGAUGGUUGGGAAAACAUGAUUAUCGCUCUCCAGAUAUGGCAGAUGGUUCUUUGUAUAGGAUUCGAAUUUGUUGCUUUAACGCUGUAAGAUGCCGAUGCAAACAUACCCACACUCAUUGCAUGUUCCUUAAGAAAACUGAAACAUUUAAACAUUAGCUUACAUAUGAUAAAACGUGCACUCAAACCAAUUUGUAAAUACAAAAAAAUUUGCCCAUUGUGAUCGACCCACGCAUAUCAAUGUUGUGCAAGAAAUGCUGUACUAUCUCAUUAUGUGAUACCAUUUCAAUGUUUGUAUAUAUGGCUUUAAACUUAUCAUUCAUUUACACAGGUAAUUUACACUUCUCCAAAUAUUUAUAUUCAUACAGUGUACAUAUAUAAUGUGAAAAGCCAAUGAUUAUUGGAGAGUGUUUUGUUAUUUGUUAAUUGUUUCUGGUCAUUUGAUAUUGAUCUUCUGGUCAACGCAAAUAAUUAUUUAUAAUACCAAAUAAAAGUCAUUCGAAAUAA